This is a messenger RNA of Scleropages formosus (Asian bonytongue), 1410 nucleotides long. Its product is annotated as phospholipase A2-like. The record is from RefSeq and is a predicted model, not a curated record. Bases 704 to 1255 code for a protein of 183 amino acids. Gene Ontology annotation, biological process: arachidonate secretion; phospholipid metabolic process; lipid catabolic process. NCBI's taxonomy places the organism in Eukaryota, Metazoa, Chordata, Actinopteri, Osteoglossiformes, Osteoglossidae. Gene Ontology annotation, molecular function: calcium ion binding; phospholipid binding. The transcript is spliced from 4 exons.
AAAGAAGCCAAAUUAUUCACUGAGCAGAGUGCCUCAAGAUCAAAAGGGUAGGAAGGCCUUGAGGAGAUAGUGAGACUGGGUAUUAGUUACUUUCUCUGUUUUAUUUAUAUACUCAGGCACAUUACUUAUUUGUUUUUCCCAUGACUAAAAUGAUAGUGGACCAUGAGAACGUGUAGCGGGAGCCAUAUAGGUUGAUUAUGGCCAAAAUGCUAAUAUGAUAAUAUAACGUAGCGUUUCAGUAAGUGCCAACAGUCUCUGGCCAGUUAUUUUUACAUAUCAACAUUUUCUUUCUUAGAACUGUACAAACCGCUUGUCUUUGAAAAUAUGCUUGGAAGUAGCUGAUCAGUUAGUCUAGUUAUUUAAAGUUUUUUGUUGCUAGUGAGAGAUCAGUGCUCCUCCAGUCAGUUUCCUGUAUGUUACACCUGUGAUUCACAAAAUGAAAUUUAGACUAGCUCAGGUGCAAGUCAUAGAAUUACCUCCUUAAAGAUACUUUCUGCUGUCUGGUCCACUACUGUACUCGGCUAACCGUGAGUAUGUGCAACACCGCACGGGGAGAAAAAGUGCAUUGACACUAUAGGGAAAUCUACGUUGAGCACAGGCGUGGAUAUCGGACUCCUGUCUUAGGUAAGCUUAGAGCAGUGGGGCAGGCAUGGGAUCAUCAAUAUGCCAACGUUUUUGUGAGCGAACCCCACUCUAUCUCUAGAUGCUUAUCCUCAAGGUUAGCCCUGAAUAUAAAGCCUGCUCACCUGGAGGAACUGCAUCUGCAGAUCUUAGGUGGGGCUCUCCUGUCUGCACCAUGAACACCCUCCAAACGUUCGUGCUCCUGACCGCCAGUCUUUCCAUUGGUGAGUCACUGGCCGACCCUGACUACCGAGCCCUGUGGCAGUUCCGCAACAUGAUCAUCUGUGUGAUGCCUGACAGCUGGCCUGUGCUGGACUACGCUGACUACGGCUGUUACUGUGGGCUGGGUGGCUCCGGGACCCCUGUGGAUGAGCUGGAUAGGUGCUGCCAGGUGCAUGACCGUUGCUACGAGAACGCAAAGCAGUUGAAUGCCUGUUGGCCCAUUUUUGACAGCCCUUACUUUGAGAUCUACAGCUACGCCUGUGACGAGGCCACCAAGACAAUCACCUGCAAGAGUAACAAUAAUGAGUGUGAGAUGUUCAUUUGUGAGUGCGACAGACAGGCUGCCAUGUGCUUUGCUCAGGCCGACUACCACGAGGAAAAUGCCAAUCUGCCCAGCGAGCGCUGCAAAUGAGAGUAGCCACCCCUACACAGCCCAAAAAUUACCUGACUGGAGAAGAGCUGUUUGUCAAAUUCUGUGAAUUUGAACAGAUGACCUCUGUUUCAGUCCUCCUUUUAUACAGAGAAACGGUUUUUCUGGAAAUUGUACUUCUCUGCCUGUCAUUGUCA